GGAGUGAUGUAACGUGAACACACUCCCAGUCUGUGUCUGUCUGCAGAGCUCAGUUAUAUAUUUCAUGAACGGUUGCAGAUUCCACCAUACCUCCACCUGACAUCUUUAACCCUCGUACACCUGAGAUUGAAAUGUCUGCAGUCUACCUCGUCCUGCUGCUGCUCCCUCUGGUGUCAGCACAGACCUAUCAUUGGGGUCCUUGUCCUACUCCCAAGGUGCAGCCCAACUUCAACCUUCCACAGUAUCUGGGUAGGUGGUACGAGAUCGAGAAGCUGCCUGCUUCCUUCGAGAAAGGAAAGUGCAUUGAGGCCAACUAUGCCCUGAGGGAAGAUGGAACCAUUCAGGUCCUGAACUCCCAGUUCUAUAAAGGAAAGGUGAGUGUAGCCCAAGGGACUGCAGUGGUUCAGGACCCGAGAGAACCUGCCAGACUUGGAGUCAGCUUCUCGUAUUUUUCGCCCUACAGCCCUUACUUGGUUGUGAGCACAGACUACACCAGCUUGUCCAUCGUGUACUCCUGCACCAACAUCCUCAACAUUUUUCACGUGGACUUCGCCUGGAUCCUCAGCCGAUCUCGCUUCCCUCCUCCGGAGACCGUGAAAUACGCCAAAGAGCUGCUGACCAAGGAAGGGAUCGAACUGUGUAGGAUGAAGCCCACCGAUCAGAUGGGCUGCCAGGAUAACUAGGGAUUCACCAGGAACUAGUCACAGCCCGGGGCAGGGCUCCAUAUGGAUCAACAUAUCUCAGUAUGGUUUGCUUUGAUUCCCAGUACUUAUCCAGCAUCACCCAGGCCUCAUGUUGUAACUAUUCCUCAUAUUCCUGACAAAAACAAGUUAAAUCUGCUUGGUUUACAGAUAUUAAAACAUUUAACGUGUUUUCAUAUUAUAUUUUAAAUUCUGUAGUAACUGCUCUGUGCUUUAAUGACUGAGGGAAUGGUAUUUUUGUAAACUUAUAAAUAAACACAAUUGCUCAAGAAAUUCACAAGUGGUAUAUUGAAUUGUGAUAUUAGGACAUGUUGCAUAAUGUUACAUAACACAUAGUGUAGCAAUGACACAAGCAUAUUCGUGGUGAUGGUGCAAAUCUUGUGUAGUUCUUUGACUAUUAAAGCUCUAUUCAUUAAGCCG
Messenger RNA from Anarrhichthys ocellatus (wolf-eel), 1121 nucleotides. It is a transcript of the gene apodb, whose product is annotated as apolipoprotein Db. Gene Ontology annotation, biological process: lipid transport; lipid metabolic process; brain development. The transcript has 5 exons. The coding region runs from base 132 to 683 and encodes 183 amino acids. The record is from RefSeq and is a predicted model, not a curated record. Lineage: Eukaryota; Metazoa; Chordata; Actinopteri; Perciformes; Anarhichadidae. Gene Ontology annotation, cellular component: cytoplasm. Gene Ontology annotation, molecular function: lipid binding.